Messenger RNA from Lichtheimia ornata, 1122 nucleotides. Its product is annotated as 3-deoxy-7-phosphoheptulonate synthase. The transcript is spliced from 9 exons. NCBI's taxonomy places the organism in Eukaryota, Fungi, Mucoromycota, Mucoromycetes, Mucorales, Lichtheimiaceae. Gene Ontology annotation, cellular component: cytoplasm. Gene Ontology annotation, molecular function: 3-deoxy-7-phosphoheptulonate synthase activity. Bases 1 to 1122 code for a protein of 373 amino acids. Gene Ontology annotation, biological process: aromatic amino acid biosynthetic process. The record is from RefSeq and is a predicted model, not a curated record.
AUGGCGUUUAACUUGUCUCGCACCGUAUACACUGAAGCUCUCAAUGAACUUGACGACAAGCGUAUCAAAUGUAUCAAGCCGUUGAUUCCUCCCCAGAUUCUCAUGGAAGAUAUACCUUUGACGUUGAAGGCUGCACAAACUAUUUUGAAUGGACGUGUUGCUGCAGAAAAUGUCAUCAAGGGCAAGGAUGAUCGUUUACUGGUUGUGGUUGGACCUUGCUCAAUCCAUGAUGUGCAAGCAGCCAAGGAAUAUGCUACCCGAUUAGUGGAAUACGCUGAAACCGUCAAGGAUGAUUUGUUGAUUGUCAUGCGCGUCUACUUUGAGAAGCCAAGGACGACUGUGGGUUGGAAAGGAUUGAUCAAUGAUCCAGAAUUGAACAAUAGCUACAAGAUCAACAAAGGACUUCGACUCGCACGCCAAUUGCUGCUGGAUUUGAAUGAAAUGGGUAUUCCUACCGGCUGUGAAUUCUUGGAUACGAUCUCUCCACAAUACACUGGCGAUCUCGUUUCUUGGGGUGCCAUUGGUGCUAGAACCACCGAGUCUCAGGUCCAUCGUGAGCUUGCUUCUGGUCUUUCUUGCCCCGUUGGUUUCAAGAAUGGAACGGAUGGUGGUAUCACUGUAGCCAUGGAUGCGAUUAAAGCUGCAAGCAAUGGGCACCACUUUUUGUCAGUGACCAAGCAAGGGUUAUCAGCAAUUGUACAAACACACGGCAACGAUGCUUGUCAUGUGAUUUUGCGAGGCGGUGCAAGUGGACCCAACUAUGAGAUGGAGGAUGUGAAAAAGGCCGCUCAAGCUCUAGAAAAGAACAAGCUGCCUGCUCGCGUGAUGGUUGAUUGUAGCCAUGGCAACAGCAACAAGAACCAUAAACGACAACCCAUUGUCGCAGAGUGCAUUGCGGCUCAAUUAGGCAAUCCGAAUGAAACGGGCGACAACAUUGUGGGCGUGAUGCUUGAAUCGCACUUAGUGGAAGGACGCCAAGACAUUCCUGGUGAAGGCAUCCAUCGUUUGACUUAUGGUCAAUCCAUCACGGAUGCAUGCAUUUCAUUCGAGGAUACUUUGGAAGUGUUGGAUAAGUUGGCACAAGGUGUACGGGAUAGACGCGUUGCAAGAUUGGCGGCAUAA